Messenger RNA from Lycium ferocissimum, 1865 nucleotides. Its product is annotated as DEAD-box ATP-dependent RNA helicase 15. Bases 166 to 1449 code for a protein of 427 amino acids. The transcript has 12 exons. Gene Ontology annotation, molecular function: ATP binding; RNA binding; RNA helicase activity. Lineage: Eukaryota; Viridiplantae; Streptophyta; Magnoliopsida; Solanales; Solanaceae. The record is from RefSeq and is a predicted model, not a curated record.
AUCCCCUCAUUUAUGGACCCCUCCCUCACGUCACAAAACCCUAUAUCACUCUCAUACGAUUUUUGUUUUUUCAUAUUUUUCCUAACAUUUUUUCUGCAGAAAUCCCUAACCCUAAUUCCCCCACCAAGAUCCAACUUUUCUCUGAGAUUCCUUUAAGCUGCAAAUAUGGGAGAAAACAAGGAGAACGAUGCUUAUGAAGAGGAGCUUCUAGACUAUGAAGAAGAUGAUGAAAAAAUCCCUGAUUCCGCUACUAAAGUCAAUGGCGAGUCCGCCAAAAAGGGUUAUGUUGGGAUUCACAGUUCAGGUUUCAGAGACUUUCUUCUAAAGCCAGAGCUAUUACGGGCUAUUGUGGAUUCUGGGUUUGAGCAUCCUUCCGAAGUGCAACAUGAGUGCAUUCCACAAGCUAUUCUGGGAAUGGAUGUUAUUUGCCAAGCUAAAUCUGGAAUGGGCAAAACUGCUGUUUUUGUUCUUUCAACUCUGCAACAGAUUGAACCUGUCGCUGGUCAGGUUGCUGCCCUGGUUCUAUGUCACACUAGGGAAUUAGCUUAUCAGAUCUGUCAUGAGUUUGAGAGGUUCAGCACUUAUCUGCCCGAUAUCAAGGUUGCUGUUUUCUAUGGUGGUGUCAACAUCAAACUCCAUAAGGAGCUUCUGAAGAAUGAAUGCCCUCAUAUUGUUGUUGGAACUCCUGGAAGAAUACUUGCAUUGGCAAGAGAUAAGGAACUCUCUUUGAGGAACGUGAGGCAUUUUAUACUAGAUGAAUGUGACAAGAUGCUUGAAUCACUUGACAUGAGGAGAGACGUGCAGGAAAUCUUCAAGAUGACUCCUCAUGACAAGCAAGUCAUGAUGUUUUCUGCAACUCUCAGCAAGGAGAUUCGCCCGGUUUGCAAGAAAUUCAUGCAAGAUCCAAUGGAAAUUUAUGUCGACGAUGAGGCCAAGUUGACCCUGCAUGGACUUGUACAGCACUACAUCAAAUUGAGUGAAACGGAGAAAAAUCGGAAGCUGAAUGACCUGUUGGAUGCUUUGGACUUCAACCAAGUUGUUAUUUUUGUCAAGAGUGUGAGCAGAGCAGCAGAGUUGAACAAGUUACUUGUGGAGUGUAAUUUUCCAUCUAUCUGCAUCCACUCAGGCAUGAGUCAGGAAGAAAGACUGACGCGCUACAAGGGAUUCAAGGAAGGGCAUAAGAGAAUUCUUGUGGCAACUGAUUUGGUUGGGAGAGGCAUAGACAUUGAAAGGGUGAACAUUGUUAUUAACUAUGACAUGCCAGAUUCUGCAGAUACUUACCUUCACAGAGUGGGUAGAGCUGGUAGGUUUGGAACUAAAGGUCUUGCCAUAACAUUUGUGUCAUCUGCAUCAGAUUCUGAAGUUCUCAAUCAGGUUCAGGAGAGGUUUGAAGUGGAUAUUAAAGAGCUUCCUGAGCAGAUUGAUACUUCUACAUACAUGCCAUCGUAGGGGGGAUGAGGUCUUCCUUGCAGAUGUCUUGCCUGAAGUCGUGAAGUGGCAGUGAGGUUUCCUGUUUGUGUAUCAACAUGGUUUUGAAUAUUGAGCUGAUUAAUUUGAAGAAUUGUGGAGACUUGCUCUGCUUUGGCACUUCCGGAUUUGCUGUACCCUUAAUGACUUUAUGCUGUGUUUCUGCAUUAGCAUAAAAAUGUCUCAAUGUUAUGAUAUGGGAGUUUAAGUUCUGUAGUUAAAUACCCAGAUGAAUUAUUCCGCAUUAGUUUCUUGUACUUUUGCUAGCUAAUGUCAUAUAGCCGGACCAGAGCUAUUUUCCUCAGAAGUUGUGCCUUCGCGAAAUGGUCUUUGGCAGCUUGUUUUUAGGCUGGUAUCAUCUGCUGUAAUUGCAGAAAUAUCAACAUGAGUUUCUGUGA